AGGAAGUAAAAUACCUAAAAUGCUUUGUGAGGAUACCUAAAUUUGAGAUUCGCCAUUGUAUAUAAUAAAAAUAUACACACUCCAUCAUAUAUAAUUUGGUUGUAUAAAUAGGUGUAGAACAACACAGAAAGUUAUGUUCAAUUUUGGUCAGUCUCCUAAUAACUUAACAAUUGAAAAGCUCUGCUUCAAAUAGUCAGAAAAUGGUGGAUCUUCAAGGCUACUUGAUGCUAUUCCUUAUUUGGCUAUUUUCUAGCUUAUUUCUUAAAUAUGUGGUGUUUCGUAAACGAACCACGUGUCAUCUCCCACCAAGCCCAUUUGGUUUACCGAUCAUCGGUCACUUACACCUCCUAUCUCCAAUUCCUCACCAGGCACUUCACAGGCUCUCGAACCGCUAUGGGCCUUUGAUCCACAUAAAUCUUGGAUCUGUCCCUUGUCUAGUAGUUUCAUCACCCGAAAUGGCCAAACAAGUACUCAAAACUCAUGAAACUUCAUUUCUAAAUCGACCUCAAACAGCAGUGGUUGAUUACUUAACUUACGGUUCACAAGACUUUUCCUUUGCACCUUACGGUCUUUACUGGAAGUUCAUGAAGAAAAUAUGCAUGUCCGAACUCCUUGGUGCUCGAACAUUGGACAUGCUUCUUCCUGUAAGACGUGAUGAAAUAAAAUGUUUUAUUGAAUUACUCUUACAAAAGGCGGAAUCUGGUGAAGCAGUAGAUAUUGAAGCUGAGCUUCUAAGGGUUUCGAAUAAUGUUAUUUCAAGAAUGAUAAUGAGUGAAAGGUGUUCAGAGGACAAGCAUGAAGCCGGGAGUAUUAGGAAGUUGGUUCAAGAGAUCGCGGAACUCGCUGGGAAAUUCAAUCUGUCCGAUUAUAUUUGGUUCUGUAAGAAUUUGGAUUUGCUAGGGUUUGGAAAAAGGACAAAGGAUGUUCGUAAAAGGUUCGAUAAGAUGAUGGAGAGGAUCAUAAAUGAGCACGAAGAAGCAAGGAGGAAGAGAAAUCGUCAAAGUAAGGAUGAAGGUGAAACUGUAGCGAUCAGAGAUCUGCUUGAUAUUCUACUUGAUAUAUCAGAGGAUGAAUGUUCAGAGAUGAGAUUGACAAGAGAGAACAUCAAGGCUUUUAUCCUGGACAUAUUUGCUGCUGGCACAGAUACCGCGGCGAUCACAGUAGAGUGGGCUUUAGCAGAGCUCAUCAAUCAUCCUAACAUUAUGCAGAAAGCAGUCCAUGAAAUUGAUUUGGUCAUCGGUAAGAAUCGAAUUGUGGAAGAAUCAGAUAUCUUAAACCUCCCAUACCUCCAAGCCAUCGUUAAAGAAACUCUCAGACUACACCCUACCGGGCCUAUGAUCUUAAGAGAAUCAACAGAAGAUUGUUGCAUUGAAGGUUAUCACAUACCGAAAAAUACUAGGUUACUAGUCAAUACGUGGGCGAUUAAUAGGGAUCCCGAGUAUUGGAAAAAUCCUCUUGAAUUUAUACCAGAAAGAUUUUUGACAGAAGAUGAGGGGAGUCCAAAAUGCCAAUUGGAUGUGAGAGGACAACACUAUCAUUUUUUGCCAUUUGGAACGGGGCGAAGAGGUUGCCCCGGAACAUCAUUAGCAUUACAAAUAGUUCAAAUAAUCCUUGCUUCCAUGAUGCAGUGCUUCGAAUGGAAGGUUAGUGGUGGAUUGAUAGAUAAAGUGGAUAUGGAAGAGGCACCUGGCAUUACCCUUUCUAGAGCUAAUCCUUUGGUUUGUAUUCCAGUGACUAAGUUGAAUCCAUUUACAUCGAAAAUAUCAUAUGCUUAGAUCUAUUA
Molecule: messenger RNA, 1783 nt
Organism: Capsicum annuum
Lineage: Eukaryota; Viridiplantae; Streptophyta; Magnoliopsida; Solanales; Solanaceae
Product: cytochrome P450 93A2
Exons: 2
Coding region: 201-1775 (524 amino acids)
Molecular function (GO): heme binding; iron ion binding; monooxygenase activity
Source: RefSeq, a predicted model, not a curated record